Messenger RNA from Rhodotorula toruloides NP11, 1434 nucleotides. RefSeq lists its product as uncharacterized. Bases 1 to 1434 code for a protein of 477 amino acids. The transcript has 4 exons. The record is from RefSeq and is a predicted model, not a curated record. NCBI's taxonomy places the organism in Eukaryota, Fungi, Basidiomycota, Microbotryomycetes, Sporidiobolales, Sporidiobolaceae.
AUGCCAAACAGCCUCGCUCUCGCUCUGUCCCAAGCGAGCGCCAACUCGAACGUGAGCCGGGCAUCGCAGUCUCACAAGGCUACUCGAGGCGAGGACGAGGCGAUCAAGCUGCUCAAAAAGCCCUUCGACCCUCAUGCCUACACCCGCGCUGUUCGCCGCUUCAACUCGGCCGGCGAGAUUACGGCGCAGGAAGACGAGGACGAUGAAGAGCGUUCGGAGGUGAUCACUCGCAGAAAGAGGCGGAUCGACAUGGCUGCCGCAUCACAAGUCCCGUACCUCGAAACCUACACGGCCACCGACGGCCACAUCCACCGGGAAUGCGCCGUGACGGGUAUCGCGCAGUCGGGAAGGCUGGAGGUUGCUCACCUGAUCGCGCGCGAGGUUGGAGGAACGGUCGGGCUACUGGUGAAUGCGGGAGUCUUGCCGGAGGGGUCUGUUCACGACGAUCCCUGGAACAGGAUUCCUCGCGAGUCCUCUCUCUGCCACGACCUCCAUACCGCGAUGGACCAUUUGCAGAUGUCGUUCACCCCGAUCGAAGACGAGCUCCUCGCUCGCUUGACCGCCGAGAUCCAGUAUCAGAAGCUGCGAGCCGACGAUGACCCCGUCCGACCGCCCUUCUCUCUCUUCUACCAGCGCCUGGACGGACGCGAAGCCUACAUCGACGCAUUCUUCACCACGGACUUCCCCAUGGACUACCUCAUCCGGGGCGUCACGUACAAGGAGAAGACGCCAAUCUCGUGGGCGACCAAACGCACGCAGGACGAGUCCGUCGCGAACGCCGACUGGCCUCGCCCGCCUCCAUUUCGUUUCUACUGCAGCGGCAAUGCUGUGAUCGCGGCGAUGCGCUCGCGAGUCGCGCAGCUCGACCCUGCGCCGGACGAUGUAAUCGAGAGGACGGCUACGUUGGCUGCGCUCGUCAAGGAGCUGUGGGGUCUGUGGAUGCUCAAGGAUCCGGCUGUGGCGCGGAAGCGUGCGGAACGCGCAGCGACGCUCCUCCAAGAUCGCUUCCCGAACUCUCCCUACACCGCCCUGCUCGACGCACCCGACUUCACUUACGACAAGAUUCCCCUCCCUUCCCCUAGCUCUUACACCGACACCGCCGGCUACUUCAUCCGAGCCUACGAGAACGGCAAACGUGCGCCCCUCCUCCGCCCGCUCGCGAUCGCCGACGAUCACGACGAAGCAUCCAGCGCCUCGGACGAGAGCGCUCCUUGCAUCUCGGAUACAGCCUCAUCGUUGGCCUACCCUUCCAUCCCUGCAUGCGAAAAACACGGCGAGUCGAUCGCUUCCAACGAACUGUUCUCGAAGAACGAGACUAUGCACGACGACGAUGCGAAGGCUGAUACGGCCAAGAUAGAGGAGGGGCGACAGGGCGUCAAGUGGGAACUGUCGGAGUGGCAGCAGGAGCAGCAGGUCGGGCAGAGUGCUUCGUGA